Thamnophis elegans (Western terrestrial garter snake) is the source of this 1050-nucleotide messenger RNA. It is a transcript of the gene CAVIN4, whose product is annotated as caveolae associated protein 4. Lineage: Eukaryota; Metazoa; Chordata; Lepidosauria; Squamata; Natricidae. Gene Ontology annotation, biological process: regulation of gene expression. The coding region runs from base 1 to 1050 and encodes 349 amino acids. The record is from RefSeq and is a predicted model, not a curated record. The transcript has 2 exons. Gene Ontology annotation, cellular component: cytoplasm; caveola.
AUGGAUCAUCGUGCAACCCUGGAAAUCGAUAAAAUCCACCCAAAUCGCCAGUCGAGCAUCGCGGAUGAUGAAGAAGAACAAGAUGCUGCGUUUACCAUCGUCAGAGUCCUGGACAAGGUAGCCACUAUCGUAGACAGCGUGCAGGCCAGCCAAAAACGGAUUGAGCAGCGCCACAGAGAAAUGGAAGACGCCAUCAAGACCAUCCAGAUUGACAUUCUAAAGCUGGCUCAGGCCCAUGGCAACACAGGAUACACAGUUAACAAGCUGUUGGAGAAAACACGCAAAGUUAGCGCUCGGGUCAAAGAAGUCAGAGCCCGAGUAGAGAGGCAGAAUGUUAAUGUGCAGAAGGUGGAGACCAAGCAGGAAGAAAUGCUGAGGAAAAACAAGUUUCGUGUUGUCAUUUACCAGGAAGACAUUCAGUGCCCAUCUUCUCUGACCGUUGUCAAAGACCGGACACAAGGGGAAAGCACCGAAGAUGCCUUCUGCCCACCUGAUGAUCUCUCUUCUGAUGAGGAGUAUUACAUAGAAGAAAGCCGAACAGCCCGUUUUAAGAAAUUGGGGAUGAGGCGCAUCAACGUCAUCAAAAAAGCAUUUUCAAGAGAGAACCUUCAGAAAACAAGGCAAAAUUUUGGCAAUAAGGUGGAUAGGCUUCGUACUCGAAUAGUAACACCUGAGAGAAGGGAACGAAUAAGGCAGUCGGGAGAGAGGCUGAGACAGACUGGGAUACGGUUCAAGAAAAACAUUGCCAAUGCAGCACCAACGAAGAAGAAUUUGAAAAAGAACAGGAAAACUACAGAGCAACCUACUGAUGGCCAACAAGGAACUCAAGAAUCCGGCACUGAAACAGCAACAGAAAGUAGGGAAGCCGAACCCACCACCGAGGAAAUUUCCUACACUGAAGUGAUAAUGAAAGUGAAGAAGGACAAAGGGGACGGAUCAAAACACCUUUCUCAGGCAGACGAGAACGCAAUGGUGCCUCCUGAGAAGAACCUGAUCAAACCAGAGAUGAAAGAGGACGCCCUUUUAUUGGAUCUAAAGCAGCCUGUUUAA